Striga hermonthica is the source of this 863-nucleotide messenger RNA. NCBI's taxonomy places the organism in Eukaryota, Viridiplantae, Streptophyta, Magnoliopsida, Lamiales, Orobanchaceae. The record is from the annotation of a GenBank genome assembly.
CAUUUAAUGAUUAUUGUAUGGCAGUGGGAAUUGAUGUUGAACAUCCUGUCGCACAUGUUCAUACUCAAAAUGGUCUAGCAGAAACAUUGAUUAAACGACUGCAACUUAUAGCCAGACCAUUGAUAAUGAGAACAAAACUCCCCACUUCAGUAUGGGGACAUGCUAUUCUGCAUGCAGAUAAUCUAAUUCGCAUAAGACCAAGUGCACACCAUACAUACUCGCCAUUACAAUUAGCAUCUGGUCGAGAACCAAAUAUUGCACAUAUAAGAAUUUUUGGUUGUGCAGUGUAUGUACCAAUUGCUCCGCCCCAACGUACGAAAAUGGGGCCUCAAAGAAGGUUGGGAAUAUAUGUUGGAUAUGAAUCUCCAUCAAUAAUAAAAUACCUUGAGCUAAAAACAGGUGACGUUUUUACAGCUCGAUUUGAUGAUUGUCAUUUUAAUGAAGAAUUAUUUCCCCCUUUAGGUGGGAAUGAAAAGUCAAUUGAGAAAAAUAUUGAAUGGAGAACAUCAUCACUAUCAUAUCUUGAUCCUCCCACCAAACAAAGAGAACAAGAAGUUCAAAAGAUCAUACAUCUGCAGAAUAUUGCAAAUCAAUUGCCAGAUGCAUUUACUGAUACAAAAAGGGUGGCAAAAUCACAUGUUGCAGCUAUAAAUGCCCCUGCUCGAAUUGAGAUUACAAAAGAAAUGGCAAAUGACGAUGUGCCAAAUGAAUUAAAGGCACGAUUAAAACGAGGAAGACCAGUGGGGUCUAAAGAUAAGAAUCCUCGAAAGAAAAGAGAAAUUCAAGAUUCGAAUUUGAAAAAGAAUCAAGAUGAUGGAAAAAUUUCGGAACGAAAUGAAAAUAUUGAAAUCUCUAUCAAUUAU